Messenger RNA from Schistosoma curassoni, 759 nucleotides. The record is from the annotation of a GenBank genome assembly. NCBI's taxonomy places the organism in Eukaryota, Metazoa, Platyhelminthes, Trematoda, Strigeidida, Schistosomatidae.
GGGAGUUUGAGGUAGUCAAGGUCAUUUUUUGAUUUUGUUAAUACUCGUUUUGCUUCACUCUCGGUGAAAUACGUAUACUGAUCAAAGCUAUUUGUGACUGAAUCCUUAUCGAACAUCUUACUAGCUCAAUUGUUCCAAAAUACUAAUGGUAGUAAGCCUUAAUAAACCGAAUAAUAGCAUCUCUAAGCUACUUGGUGUGCAAAUUAGUUGUGAACUUACGAAUGUCACUAAUCUAAGUCCUUCAUGUGAUGAUUUUCGUUGGUAUUUAAAGGUAAAGUGCGGGAACUGCGGCGAAAAUACUCAUGAUUACGUAUACAUUAACAGUGUAGAAAAGACACCAAUUCAAGACAGUCGCGGGGAUGCGAAUUUAGUAAUCCGGUGUAAAUUUUGUAAACGAGUUUCAAAUGCUGAUAUUAUUCCUGGUAGCAUACUUCCAUACUCACUUGACGAUUCUGGUCAUUUCAAAACCAUUGCAAAAUUUGACUGUCGUGGUUUAGAAUUUACUGAGUUUUCUCCUCGUUGUGGUUGGUCUGCUUCAAGUGUCAACUCCGAUGCGGUUUUUGAUGACAUCUCAUUAACAGAUGAGAUUUGGUGUGAUUAUGAUGAGAAAGGUAAAUGUGAAGUCAGUAUACAAAAUUUUCAAAGUCAAAUAAUUAAAUUGAAAUGUUAAUAACUGAAUAUUUAUGGUCUGUUCACCUUCCUGUUUGUAUUAUGUAUAUUAUUAUUGAAAAAUAAAAUACUCGUUUUGUUUUUGCCUAA